Molecule: messenger RNA, 801 nt
Organism: Eremomyces bilateralis CBS 781.70
Lineage: Eukaryota; Fungi; Ascomycota; Dothideomycetes; Eremomycetales; Eremomycetaceae
Product: ribosomal protein S7e
Exons: 2
Coding region: 159-773 (204 amino acids)
Biological process (GO): translation; rRNA processing; ribosomal small subunit biogenesis
Cellular component (GO): ribosome; small-subunit processome; 90S preribosome
Molecular function (GO): structural constituent of ribosome
Source: RefSeq, a predicted model, not a curated record
AGAUCGCGCCGAACAGCCCCUCGAGGGCCAGCCCCUCCGAGGUCGAGACGACCAUCGCCAAUGCUCUCUACGAUCUGGAGUCCAACAUCCCCGACAUGAAGAGCGCCCUGAGGCCUCUUCAAUUCGUGUCGGCACGCGAGGUAAGAUAGCCCAAUACCAUGACAGCGUCAUGUCCACAUCCGAAUAUAUACAUUUCCCUCAUCCGGACCAUCGCAAUCGGUAGAUGCUAUUGCAUCUUCCCGUUUGGAGAAUCCUAUGAUGAAAAAUACGAAGAGGCGGUGGGCACUGGGCAGCAACAGAAGGCUGACACCAGGAAUCUUCAGAUCGAGGUUGGACACGGCAAGAAAGCCAUCGUCAUCUUUGUCCCCGUUCCCAUUCUCGGGCUGUGGCACAAGUCUCAACAGCGCUUGACUCGGGAGCUCGAGAAGAAGUUCUCCGACCGCCACGUCCUCAUCAUUGCGUCGCGUCGCAUCCUCCCGCGCCCGAAGCGCUCCAACCGCUCGCGCACUGCCCUCAAGCAGCAGCGACCGCGAUCACGAACCCUGACGGCGGUUCACGACGCCAUCCUGACGGACCUCGUCUACCCCGUUGAGAUCGUCGGCAAGCGCGUCCGAACCCGAGAGGACGGAAGCAAGCUCCUGAAGGUGGUUCUCGAUGAGAAGGAGCGUGGUGGCGUUGAUUACAGGCUCGAUACCUACUCCGAGGUCUACAAGCGAUUGACCGGCAAGGGUGUCAACUUCGAGUUCCCUCAGUCUGUGGCUAGCGAUUAUUAGGCCGUUACUUCAUAACAUGGUCGGCGUC